AUGGCAAAGAAGAAAGUGUUACUGAUGGGUAAGGCCCACAGCGGCAAGACCAGCAUGCGAUCCAUCAUCUUUGCCAACUAUUUGGCCAGAGAUACCACACGGCUGAGUCCAACUCUGGAUGUAGAGCAUCAUCAUGUUCGGUUCCUCGGGGAUCUAGUCCUGAAUCUAUGGGACUGUGGAGGACAGGAUGCCUUUUAUGAAAGCUACUUUGAAAGAGAUCGAGAGACCAUCUUUCGAUCGGUCGAAUUGCUCAUCUACGUCUUUGACAUUGAAAGCGAGAGUCCCGAAAAGGACUUUGACCACUUUUGUGGAGUAUUGGAAGCCAUUGAGGAAAACUCGCCCGAUGCACGCAUCUUUGUAUUGGUGCACAAAAUGGAUCUAGUGGCCGAAGAAGACCGACAGGCCAUUUUCGAAGACCGAAAACGAUUGAUUGCCGAGAGCUGUGUCAGUUGUGGUGUCGAGAAUUUCAAAUGCUACCCAUCGUCCAUCUGGGAUGAAUCACUCUACAAGGCAUGGUCCGAAAUUGUCACCAACCUUAUACCCAAUAUCCGAUUGUUGGAGACACACUUGAAUAACUUUUGUCGCAUGUGCGAUGCUGAUGAAGUGGUGCUCUUUGAACGAGCCACCUUUUUGGUCAUUAGCCAUGCCCAAUACUCAUCGUCCGAGGGGGGCACGGCCGCCAUUGCCAAUUUUGCCGCUCCCGGGCCACCCGCGGAUGGAUCGGCGUCGUCGCCGCCCACGGAUGCCGUGGAUAUUCCAGUGUCGUCCAUGGCGUCGUCACCCAUGUCACCGGAUUCGGGAGCAGGUGUCGUCGAAGCUCCCGAAAUUGUGUCAGAAGCAGCGGAACAAGCCACAGACCGUAGUCCGGCAGCCAUUGAAGAAACGCCUCGUCAUGUAGGCAGGACGCCACAUUUUGAUUCGCACAGAUUUGAAAAGAUAUCCAACAUUGUCAAGCAGUUCAAGCUGUCCUGCGGCAAGGCACAAUCCCAAUUCCAAGGCAUGGAAGUCCGUAACUCGCGCUUCUCAGCCUUCAUUGAUGCCUUUACAGCCAAUACAUACAUUAUGGUGAUUGUGAGCAACCCACACGUCCAUACGGCUGCCACACUGCUCAAUAUUCAAAAUGCCCGAAAUCACUUUGAACGAUUCAUUCCGAGAAUUUAG
Messenger RNA from Seminavis robusta, 1161 nucleotides. Lineage: Eukaryota; Bacillariophyta; Bacillariophyceae; Naviculales; Naviculaceae. The record is from the annotation of a GenBank genome assembly.